Messenger RNA from Helianthus annuus (common sunflower), 1711 nucleotides. Its product is annotated as protein trichome birefringence-like 16. The transcript has 6 exons. Gene Ontology annotation, cellular component: Golgi apparatus. Lineage: Eukaryota; Viridiplantae; Streptophyta; Magnoliopsida; Asterales; Asteraceae. The record is from RefSeq and is a predicted model, not a curated record. Gene Ontology annotation, biological process: plant-type secondary cell wall biogenesis; xylan biosynthetic process; xyloglucan metabolic process. Bases 108 to 1493 code for a protein of 461 amino acids. Gene Ontology annotation, molecular function: acetyltransferase activity.
GCACCGCUUUCUGGUUUUCCGAGGUUCCCCUCCCUCUGCCCGCCCGCCCGCCCUCAGGAGGAGGAGGAGGAGGAGGAGGUUACUUGUAUAAUAAACAUGGGCUGAAAAUGAAGCAGCUUUCUCUCUUCUUUAUUAUUUUUGUUUGUGCAUCUCUUGUUCUUUGGAAUUGGGACAAAACCCCUCAUCUUACAGCCUUACUUCCCCCCGAUGAUCAGCCACUUCAUCUCUUUCCAGUUGAAGUUGAAAGGAAACAAGACACUCGAGUAAAACCAGAAGCCGAACAAGCCCCUCCAUCACUCUCAACAGACUUCAACACUCCACAAACUUCUCACCUUGAAAACACAAAGCUUCUCGUUGACAACUCUAUUUCUGAACCAAAAGACUUGUCGGAAACGGCUAAACAGCAGUCAGUAACUUCUCAAAGAACGGAAUCAACUGUCAUCGACACUCCAAUGGCUAAAGCAGAAACAAAAGCAUGCAACUUUGGUAAAGGGAAGUGGGUCCCUGCUGAUAAUCGACCUCUCUAUUCCGGGUUUGGUUGUAAACAAUGGUUGUCUGGGAUGUGGGCUUGUCGUUUGACACAACGCACAGAUUUUGGGUAUGAGAAGUUAAAAUGGCAACCAAAAGAUUGCAAAAUGGAUGAUUUUACAGGAGCUGAGUUCCUUAAAAGAAUGCAGGACAAAACAUUAGCUUUUGUUGGGGAUUCUUUGGGCCGCCAGCAGUUCCAGUCUCUAAUGUGCAUGGUGACAGGUGGCGAAGAGAUGCCAGAUGUUGAAGACGUUGGAAAGGAUUUCGGGCUGGCGAAAGCCCAAGGAUCUGCCCGGCCCGAUGGGUGGGCUUACCGAUUUCCUACGACUAACACCACCAUCUUGUACUACUGGUCCGCGAGUCUCUGUGACAUAGAGCCCAUUGACCCCACAAGUGAAACCACAGAUUAUGCAAUGCACCUUGAUCGGCCACCAGCUUUUUUGAAACAUUUUCUUGACCGAAUUCAUGUUCUUGUCCUCAACACGGGGCAUCACUGGAACAGAGGGAAGCUUAACGCAAACCGAUGGGUUAUGUAUGUUGGAGGGAAACCGAACACCAAUAGGAGAAUUGCGGAUAUCGGCGGGGCUAAAAACUUUACGAUUCACAGUGUUGUCAGGUGGGUGAACGCAGAGCUACCAAAGCACCCAGGAUUAAAGGCUUUCUUGCGGUCAAUUUCACCGAGACAUUUCUUUAACGGAGAAUGGAACACCGGAGGUACAUGUGACAGCACAUCACCCGGGUCAUUGGAAGUGUUGCAGGACGAGUCUAGUGAUCCGGUUGCUGCAAGUGCGGUUAAGGGAACAGAUGUUAAGCUGUUGGAUAUAACGGGGCUGUCUCUGGUGAGAGAGGAAGGUCAUAUAUCAAGAUAUUCGAUUCGCGCAGCUCCAGGGAUGCAAGAUUGUUUGCAUUGGUGUUUGCCGGGUGUUCCUGACACGUGGAACGAGGUGCUUUUUGCACAAAUUUGAAAUCGUUGUAAACCUUGAAUGUUAAUUUAGGUUCCUGGAGUUGUAACUAGGAUGUCACGUAAGAAAAGAGUGUUGUUUUGUUUUUUUUAUAUACGAAAUAGAAUAUUUAUACAUCAUCACUUGUUGUUCAUUAUACCAAUAAAUGUGAUUGGAGAGCAACAGGAAGUUAGCUGGUUUCAUGUGAAAAUACUUAAUAUAUUUGGUUAAGACCUAUUUAA